Anopheles maculipalpis is the source of this 723-nucleotide messenger RNA. RefSeq names its product glutathione S-transferase theta-3-like. Bases 16 to 723 code for a protein of 235 amino acids. Gene Ontology annotation, molecular function: glutathione transferase activity. Lineage: Eukaryota; Metazoa; Arthropoda; Insecta; Diptera; Culicidae. The transcript is spliced from 2 exons. The record is from RefSeq and is a predicted model, not a curated record. Gene Ontology annotation, biological process: glutathione metabolic process. Gene Ontology annotation, cellular component: cytoplasm.
ACAUAAAGCCGGACAAUGACCCGCGGGCUGAAGCUGUACUAUGAUUUUAUGUCGCAACCAUCGCGAGCGCUUUAUAUAUUCUUGUCCAUGAACAAGGUUCCGUUCGAGCGUUGCCCAGUAGCGCUUCGAAAAUUUGAACAAAAAACAACCGAAUACAAAACAAAUGUUAACCGAUACGGUAAAGUGCCCUGCAUUGUGGAGCAGGACUUCCGGCUCGCCGAGAGCGUCGCCAUUUAUCGCUACCUGUGCCGAGAGUACCAAGUUGCACCCUACUGGUACCCGCAGGACACAGUGCGCCAGGCACGCAUCGAUGAAUAUCUUUCCUGGCAGCACCUGAAUAUACGCGCCGACGUAUCGCUGUACUUUUUCCACGUUUGGCUCAAUCCGCUGCUGGGCAAGGAAGUGAAUGCCGACAAGACGGACCGUUUGCUGCAGCGAUUAACCGGAGGGUUAAACUUUUUCGAGAGAAAUUUGUUAUGCAACGGCAAGCAGCCGUUCCUGACUGGAGACACGAUUAGCGUAGCUGAUCUGUCGGCGGCCUGCGAGAUUGAGCAAGUUAAGAUCGCAGGGUACGAUCCAAGCAGCGGAAGGCCCCAUCUGGGCGCAUGGCUAAAGGCCGUACGGGACUGGACCAAUCCGUUCUACGACGAGGCGCAUAAGUACGUUUAUCGGCUAGCACCGGAACACAUUCCGACCCCUGCUGUCGCUGAUGAUGAAGAUUGA